AUGUGCCCCCGUUCUUGGCCAUGGCUCAUGUGCACCGUGGCUCCUCCAUUUGCCCAUCUCCUUUGUGGGUCCGAUCUCAUCCACCGGGGCGUUGCACCGGGGUGUGUUUCGAUCCGCCGAGGCUAUGCGGAGCUCGCUCCGCUCAUGGGACUGAAGACUGUGACCCUGAGGGACUUCUGGCAGAAGGUGAAGGAGGAUGCGGGAAAUCCCAUGGCACCCUUGGAGCCUUUGCUUCAACAAGGCCUCCCCUUUGCCAGUGACUGGGAUGACCAGAAUGUUCGGCAGGUCCUGCCGGAGUACGAGCCACCAGAGAUUACCAAGGUUCGUUGGGGCUGCCGCGUGGCGCUUUGCGCCGCGCCACCGGUGCCACGUGGAGCUGCAGCCGGCGGCGAAAAAGCGAGACAGUGAGCUGUCGCCGCAUGCAGGGUGAACCUGGAGUCCAAGCAGUUGCGCCUGAAGAUUUGAGCAGAAAGACUUGAAGUUGGCAGCAAAUACAGAUUGGACAUGGGAACAUGCGGGAACA
Molecule: messenger RNA, 523 nt
Organism: Durusdinium trenchii
Lineage: Eukaryota; Dinophyceae; Suessiales; Symbiodiniaceae
Source: the annotation of a GenBank genome assembly